CGGCCGGGCGGACAGAGGCGAGACAAGCGGAGAGGCGCAGCCAGCCAUUCGUCCAUCUUUGAUCCCUUCCUCCUGCCCCCCCGCAUCACCAAGAUGACGACAACCAAUGGCGCCUCUUCUUCACGCCAGCCUCCAGCUGCGGGCCCUUCUCACUACUCUGAGAUCCCACAAGAUGCCCGCCUCAUCUCCCUCAUCAUCGCGUCGAUGGGCAUCCAGGACAUUGAGCCCGGAGUCGAGAUGAUGCUCCUCGAGUGGGCCCAUCGGUACAUUCACACAAUCCUCUCCGACUCCCUCCUCUACGCCUCGCACGCGCACCCUUCCUCUUCGUCGAACCCGCAAAUCAGUCUGGCCGACGUUACUCUAGCAGUGCAGUCUCACCUCUCUCACUCCCUCAUCCAGCCGCCAUCCAAGUCUGCACUUCUCAAUCUGGCCUCCUCCCUCAACUCGACCCCUCUGCCGCCUAUCAGUGACAGGUACGGGCUGAGACUGCCGCCAAAGGAGCAUUGCUUGACCAACGUCAACUUCAACAUCGUGCCGGACGCCCUGGAUGAUGAGGAUGACGAAGAGGAUGGAGAUGGGGAGGACGAAAGAGACGAGGAGCAGAGAGGAGCAGGAGCUGCUGUGGGCGAGGCGGAUGCGGAUGAUACAGCGACUGCCGGCGCAGGGGAUGUCACCAUGACUGAAGAGGGAACUACAAAUGGACGCGCGGCAGCUGAUGAAGACGAUGCGGCGGGGCGAGGCGUCAAAAGGAGCCUCGAGGAGGACGAUGAGUACGAUUGAGUGGGCAAUGAUCGACCAAGAAUAAAUUGCGGCAACAAAUCAUGUACAGUAUUCGGAAA
Molecule: messenger RNA, 839 nt
Organism: Jaminaea rosea
Lineage: Eukaryota; Fungi; Basidiomycota; Exobasidiomycetes; Microstromatales
Product: TFIID-31kDa-domain-containing protein
Exons: 2
Coding region: 94-780 (228 amino acids)
Biological process (GO): RNA polymerase II preinitiation complex assembly; DNA-templated transcription initiation
Cellular component (GO): SAGA complex; transcription factor TFIID complex
Molecular function (GO): RNA polymerase II general transcription initiation factor activity; transcription coactivator activity; protein heterodimerization activity
Source: RefSeq, a predicted model, not a curated record